This is a messenger RNA of Sparassis crispa, 447 nucleotides long. RefSeq lists its product as hypothetical. The transcript has a single exon. The coding region runs from base 1 to 447 and encodes 148 amino acids. Lineage: Eukaryota; Fungi; Basidiomycota; Agaricomycetes; Polyporales; Sparassidaceae. The record is from RefSeq and is a predicted model, not a curated record.
AUGCUGAAGAUGGAGAAGAUGCAGCCGUUACUUGCCCUUUGUGAAAACCACUGGAAGGCGGAGCAUAUCCUUGGUCAGAUGCUACUACAGGAGAAGGGACCAGAUUUUGAGGCUGACGAUGAUGACGAUGUCAGCCACGUCAGUACCUCCGUUGUCAGCACUAGUGUAGGCAAACCCUCAGCAUCUGAGACAGUCGGAGUCCCCACUGCGGCAACCUCACAGACUUCAGCCAUCAACAAGCGACGUCGAGGACAUUCUUCUUCUUCGAGCAAGCCAAAGAAGAAACCUGCCGUGAAUGUGGCAUUGCAGCAUGUGAAGGAUACGAUGUUCGCGCCGGUAACUGCACCAACACUCAUCAGGAAAAAAUGGCUUGACUACAUGGCCCGACGUAGCCUAGGUAGCAGUGGUAGCCCGGUAGACAAGUCCCCGGUUAUAUUGUACCGGUAG